AAGAUUAGAUGAUAACAAAGUACAAGAACAAUCGAAAUCACAUAAUAAAAAAAUAGAAAAGAACAGAGAAAGAAAAAAAAAAGUCUUAUAAACCAACCACGAAGUUCAUUGAACACUCACUGAACGCAAACGUAGCGGAGGCGAAGCGGAGUGAACGCAAAAUGACUUAAAAGACUCGAAAGACGUCGAAGGAGAAGAGGACAGAAGGGGUCGACGACGCAAAACCGCGGGCGCAGCAAGGGACGCGAGGGGCGCGAGUGCGAUUUCGAAUGACGCAACAGGUCACCUCCAAAACGCCUCGUGAUUCUGGCGUGACCUUUUAUGAACAAUCAAGUCAGUUAGUGCAGGCGGAAACAAUGACAGACGGCAACAGCGACUCAGCCGAGGAAACCUUGGGAAGCAGCGCCACUCGCCUCAAUUCCUCGGACACAACUAGUAGCUACGAUGAUCUUGCUAGUUCCUCCGACACGACUGGCACCCCUAGCAUAGCAGGCCUCGCUGCUGCUCUGACUACCCGGAACUGUUCCUCUCUCGCCACCAGCUCUCCCAUCUCCGCUAGUUCUCCUGAUGCGGCUAGCUAUCCCGCUAGUUUCGGCGACUCGGCUCGCAGCGGAGAUCCAGGGAGCCUCAUGAACUCGGCUAGCCAUCGCAACUCAACUAGCCUUCCCGAAGCGGCUGCGCGCGAAGGUUCAGCUCUUCCCGGCAGCUCGGCGAGGCUCACCGCUACUGACGGAGGAUUCCCCGCCACGCCCCUGCCACGAAGCUCGCCUCUCGCGCCCACCUCCUUCGCGAUUCCUUCCUCCUUCGCGCCGCCGACUACAGCGCCUCCUUCGGCCUUGUCUCCUCGUCCCUCCUCGCCUGCUUCCCGUUCUUCGUCUGUUUCUUCAUCCGAUUCUUCUUCCUGUUCUUCGUCAGUCUCUCCAUCCGUUCCUUCUUGUUCUUCGUCUGUUUCUCCUUCUUCCGUUCCUUCUUCUUGUUCUUUGUCCGUUCCUCCUUCAGUUCCUUCUUCCUCUUCAUCGAGGAGCAAGAGAUAA
Molecule: messenger RNA, 1034 nt
Organism: Penaeus monodon (black tiger shrimp)
Lineage: Eukaryota; Metazoa; Arthropoda; Malacostraca; Decapoda; Penaeidae
Product: sialidase-like
Exons: 4
Coding region: 270-1034 (254 amino acids)
Source: RefSeq, a predicted model, not a curated record